Molecule: messenger RNA, 1578 nt
Organism: Sebastes umbrosus (honeycomb rockfish)
Lineage: Eukaryota; Metazoa; Chordata; Actinopteri; Perciformes; Sebastidae
Gene: trdmt1
Product: tRNA aspartic acid methyltransferase 1
Exons: 11
Coding region: 276-1280 (334 amino acids)
Molecular function (GO): methyltransferase activity
Source: RefSeq, a predicted model, not a curated record
ACAAGUUCUAAAGUAACGUGGGACAGAGAUAUGACAUCACUGUCCCACGUUGUCUUUGAUUGAAGCGGACGACUUCCUGUCAGCAAACCUGCAGGACGGACGGAUGGACAGGCUGAAUGUGAUGUUGGGACUUCACGGGAAGUCUCAGGCACUGCGAACAAGUCAGCGUCCACUCCGGAGAACACGGUCAAGCGUCCACGUUGUUUUACGAGAGUGGCAUACCUGCCCAGGUAGUGGCUGCCAUCGACAUAAACACCACGGCCAAUCAAAUCUACAUGCACAAUUUCCCUGACACCGCCCUCUGGAACAAGACCAUCGAGGGCCUAACACUAGAUGACUUCAAUAAAUUAUCUUUUGACAUGAUUUUGAUGAGCCCUCCCUGCCAGCCUUUCACCAGGAUCGGACUUCAGGGUGACAUUGCUGACCCCAGAACCAAGAGCUUCCUCUACAUCCUUGAUCUUCUGCCAAGGCUGUGCAGGCGGCCCCGCUUCAUCCUGCUGGAGAAUGUGAAAGGCUUUGAGACCUCCUCUGCCAGGGAACGUUUGGUGAAGACACUGACGGAAUGUGAAUACACUUUCCAGGAGAUCAUGGUCUCACCCACAAGUGUCGGGAUCCCAAAUUCAAGACUGCGUUAUUUCCUGAUUGCUAAGAUUUCAACAGAAAACGAUAGCAUCCAGAGCUCAAAGAUUCUAGAUGCCUUCCGACAUCCUGGUGAAAGUGAUUCUCCUGAGCAGCCCACGGUCCUGAGUCCUCCUCACCCAGGUCCCUGCCAGCCUCAUGUCCUGUAUAAACUAGAGACAACAACGGAUGCCCAGAGGAAAAUGAGUCAGAACAACGAUCUGUCUGUCAGGCAGAUCCAAGACUUCCUGGAGCCACAGACUGAAGUAAACAUGGAGCACCAUCUCCUUCCUCCUAAAACACUGCUGCGAUACGCUAUGCUGUUGGACAUUGUUCGGCCCACGUGCAGGAGGUCUGUCUGCUUUACCAAAGGUUAUGGACGCUAUGUGGAGGGAACUGGUUCGGUACUGCAGUGCUGCAUGGAAACAGAGAUGGAGAGUGUGUUUCGAGGUCUGGACCAGUACUCUGAAGAUGAGAAACUCCAGCAACUGUCGAAACUGAAGCUCCGUUAUUUUACCCCCAGAGAAGUCGCCAACCUCAUGGGCUUCCCUCAAACUUUCUCCUUUCCGGAGCAAAUCACUACCAAGCAGCGGCACAGAGUUCUAGGAAACAGCCUCAAUGUUGUGGUGGUGGCCAGACUCCUACAGCUGCUAGUCUCCUAGCACCCUGGAACGCUCUGAAGGAGGAGACUAUCCUAUCGGUCAUUGUGGCUUUUAUCUCUCUCAGCCCAGUGAAUGUGCUUCAAAAUGAACUACUGUACAAAGUGUCUACUUUUUGUUGGGGAUGUUAACUGGCAAAAUGUCGGCCAAAUGCUGAACCACGGAACAGUGUAAGUUACACGUUUCUUACAUUUCACUUCACACCGUACACUCUCUUCCCUUUUGGCUGAACAUAAAUAUAGUUUUUUAUAAGCAUUAUUACAGAUUUUUUUAAUGAUCAAAAUAAAAACCUAAAACCUAA